ACUCCUCUUCCUCUCCACAUCGAUUUGGACCGUCGUCGGUUCUAGAGCCGGGCAGUAAACAGACGCACACACUGACUAGAGCACAUGGGAGGCAGUUUGGGAAAGGCUUUGUCGGUCAUCCAGAAGAAAGGGGUGGCGGAAGGGGCUGCGCCGCCACCUCUGUCGGACCCCCCAACACCUCCGGAGACGGACCCUCGCCUACCCCUGAACGCCCGGCAACUCUUUUGCAUCACCAAGUCAUGGAAAGGAAUUGCAAGGGCCAUGGAGCCCACUGGGAUUACCAUGUUUGUGAAACUCUUCGAAGAAAACGAAGACAUCCUCCAUCUGUUCCAGAAAUUCCAGCACAAGAGAUUCAUCGAACUCCACAGAGACAGCAUGGAGCUGGCUCAGCAUGCCGGCAUCGUGAUGAGCACUCUGGACGAGAGCAUAAAAAAGCUUGGCAACGUCGACUACUUCAUGGACUAUCUACAUUCCGUCGGGAAACUUCAUACGAAAAUACCAGGAUUCAAAAGAGAAUAUUUCUGGAGAAUUGAAAAACCUUUUCUGGCAGCAGUUCAAGACACAUUAGGUGAUCGAUACACGGACAACAUGGAAAACAUCUAUAAAAUCACCAUUCGCUACAUUUUGGACACUGUGGUCAAAGGUUUCGACUUAGGACGUCCAAAAACUAGCACAGCCAGCAAUGUACUGCCACCAAAGGCAUCACCAGAGCCUUCCCCUUCACCCCAAGAUUCAAAAGAAGACAGCGAAGAACCAAAUACACAGAACAUGGCAACUCAAAACGAAGUUGCAAAACAUUCAACUGGACCAUCGUAAGUUGUGGAAUUGCAGAGAGCAAAAGCAUAUAUUAUUGACAGAGUACAAUGAUUUAUUGCGCUGCCAACGGUUUUUUUAAAAGCAACCUAUUUUUUAAUGUGUACCAUCGAAUUUGAAAUAGUUGGUGCUCUGCUUUCAGAAGUUUUGAUAACAAUUAUAAGCAGAAAAUACGCAAAUGAAAUCAUGAAGCGUGUAGUUAGCUGUAAAAUUUUCUGAGGAGAAACAGAAAAUAUAUUUAUAUUGCUAUCUUAAUGUGAAAUAGUCUUUUUUCUUUUUAUAAAUUGCCAAAUAUAUGCAUUUAACUUUAUACAAUUUUAAGUACCUAUCUUUUCCACCAGGCCAAAUUUUUAAGCAGAUUGAUUUUGAUUAAUUUGAUAUUAUAGUAGGUCUCAUAGACACCCAGUAAGUAGUUUCGAUUCGUAUAAUUCAAAAAUGCAAAAUAAUCUUAAAAAAACAAAUUUAAAUCCAAACUAUUUCUUAAAAAUAGCAAGUUGUUAAAUAAAAAUCAUUAAAUAAUUUUGGUCCAUGAUACAGUAUAAAAACACGAUAUAGUGUUAUCAUCAGAACAACGACACUUUAGUCAAUCAUUAUAAAUGAUGAUUGUUACUGUAUGGAAAUUUAUUAGAAAUAUGGUGAAUAAUCACUUGAAAAAUUCAAAUUAACCAUGCCUCUGUAUUCUUGAAUCUAAGAUAAUAUAAGCGAUCAAAGAAGCAUUUCAUAUCUAUAUAUUUAUUUUAAAUACAUCUUUUUUUCAUGUAAAUGCUUAAGUUAAAAUACUUUUUUUUUUUUUCAAAGCUGACUUACAUAUUAAACAUAUUUGAACAAAAUAUAAAAUGUUGUGAAAACUUUCUUGUGUAAGUAACCAUUAUACAACAUAGAAAUGAAUUCUUCAUUUUAUAAAUAAAAGUGUAGUUUAAUUAAAGAUUUGUAAAAAUAUUAAAUAUGCUGUGUGACUAUGGUAAGAAAAAAAUUAGGUGAUGAAAGAAAAAAGUAUUCACUUGUGCUUAUAAUCAUAUUUUUGUUUAUUUCUUGUAUUAUGUGUGAAUAUUGUGUAAAAAUUUUAAAAUAUAUAU
Messenger RNA from Argiope bruennichi, 1889 nucleotides. RefSeq names its product neuroglobin-like. Lineage: Eukaryota; Metazoa; Arthropoda; Arachnida; Araneae; Araneidae. The record is from RefSeq and is a predicted model, not a curated record. Bases 85 to 816 code for a protein of 243 amino acids. Gene Ontology annotation, molecular function: heme binding; oxygen binding. The transcript is spliced from 3 exons.